UGUGGACGGUGUGACGGGGACUUGAGCGGCCAUUGAGGGCGGCCAGGGUGAGCCUCCCCCACCCCCCCUCCCCCCAAUCUACUUGGUGUGCGGGCUGAGCUACGAUGGAGGACCGCAUGACGGGGCACAAAAAGGAGAAGCGUUAUGAGUGCGACGUGUGUGGCAAGGCCUGUCAGUACCCGAGCGAGCUGGAGACCCACCGGCGGGUGCACACGGGAGAACGCCCCUUCCACUGCUCGGAGUGCGACAAGAGCUUCACCAGCUUCAGUACCCUGCCACGGCACAAACGCGUGCACUCCAGCGAGAGGCCCUUCACCUGCUCCGACUGCGGCAAGAGCUUCAAGAUGGCGAAUGAGCUGAAGAUCCAUCGGCGGGUGCACACGGGCGAGAAGCCCUAUCGCUGCUCCACCUGCGGCAAGAGCUUUGCCCAGUUGUCGGGGCUGCAGGUGCACCGGCGGGUGCACAGCAGUGAGCGGCCCUUCACCAGCUCCGAUGGCGGCAAAGGCUUCAAGUCGGCACCAGCGCUGAAGAAGCACAGGCGUGUGCACACCAGCGACCGUCCCUUCAACUGCGCCCAGUGUGGCAAGGGCUUCUCCCGCUCCGCCAGCCUGCUGUUGCACCAGCGCGCCCACACUGGCGAGCGCCCCUACACCUGCAUCCAGUGCGGCAAGGGCUUCACUUCCUCCAGCAAGUUGCUGUUGCACCAGCGCACCCACACUGGCGAGCGCCUCUACACCUGCAUCCAGUGCGGCAAGGGCUUCACCCAGUCUAGUCACCUGCUGGAGCACCAGCGCGCCCACACUGGCGAGCGCCCCUACACCUGCAUCCAGUGCGGCAAGGGCUUCACCUCCUCCAGCAAGUUGCUGUUGCACCAGCGCACCCAUACUGGCGAGCGUCCCCACAACUGCAUCCAGUGCGGCAAGCGCUUCACCCAGUCCAGCAACCUACUGGUGCACCAGCGCACCCACACCGGCGAGCGCCCCUACGCCUGCGCCCAGUGCGGCAAGGGCUUCACCCGCUCCAGCAACCUACUGGAGCACCAGAGCACCCACACCGGCGAGCACCCCUACACCUGCGCCCAGUGUGGCAAGGGCUUUUCCCGCUCCUCCAGGCUGCUCUCCCACCAGCGGGUGCACGCCGGCGACCGUCCCGUCCCCAGCCAGGUGUGAGGAGAGAGCUUUGCCAUGGCCUCCCGUGCCCCGUCUAAUCAGCGCG
This is a messenger RNA of Amblyraja radiata (thorny skate), 1215 nucleotides long. RefSeq names its product zinc finger protein 551-like. Bases 105 to 1169 code for a protein of 354 amino acids. The record is from RefSeq and is a predicted model, not a curated record. The transcript has a single exon. NCBI's taxonomy places the organism in Eukaryota, Metazoa, Chordata, Chondrichthyes, Rajiformes, Rajidae.